UUUUGGUUGUCCAAGUGCUGAGAGAAAGGUAUGCUGAGAAUUUGAGACUGAGAUUGGAGGAUGUCACUCUGUGUCCUUAAAUCUUUUGUGUCAGGACAAUAGCCAUAGACAAUGUAUAAAGAAUUGUCAUGGCUUAUUUUGCUUGCAUACAACUGCAGAAAGGAGAGAGAUUAAAGUUAUGUUUGAGAGUGACUGCAUAUUUAUUUCAUCCCAGUUGACAGCUUGAGGGGAAAAUCUGUGCAUAUCGCAUCCUCUGUCUUCAUCUUUUUUUGCCUUCUCUGGAAAGGACUGCACUUUCCUUUCCCAGGCUUUGGGGAACCAUGAGUUUGAUGAAGGUGUGAGCGGAUUAUUGGAUCCUCUUCUUAAAAAUGCUAAUUUUACAAUCCUAAGUGCAAACAUAAAGGGGAAAACCCCAUUAGCAAACGAAAUGAUGAAAUAUGUUAAUCCUUUUAAAAUAGUACAUUUUAACUCAGAAUCAGUAGGGAUUGUUGGCUACACUACAAAGGAAACCUCUUUUCUGUCACAGCCAGGGGAUGAUAUAGUUUUUGAAGAUGAAAUUGAAGCAUUGCAGGUACAAGUGAAUGAACUUACUGCUAUGGGAGUGAACAAAAUAAUCGCACUAGGACAUUCUGGCUUUACUGUGGACAAAAAUAUUGCCCAAAAAGUGAAAGGAGUGGAUGUUGUAAUUGGAGGACAUACAAACACAUUUCUCUAUACAGGCACCCCACCCUCUACUGAAGAGCCAGCUGGCCCGUAUCCAUUCAUGGUUGACUCGGAUGAUGGGAGAAAGGUGCCAGUUGUACAAGCUUAUGCAUAUGGAAAAUAUCUUGGUUACUUAAAUGUUACAUUUGACAAGAAAGGAAAUGUAGUUGAAGCAGUUGGAAACCCCAUUCUGCUGGACAGCAGUGUUCCUGAAGAUGAACACAUUAAAGAAGAAGUGGAAAAAUGGAGGAAAAACCUGGGGAAUUAUUCUAAAGAGAUUGGAAAAACUAGUGUUUACCUGAAUGGUACAAACCAAGCAUGCCGUUUUCAAGAGUGUAACAUGGGAAAUUUGCUUUGUGAUGCUGUGCUUUAUGAGAAUGUCAGACGCCCGGAUAAAAAGUCAUGGAACCAUGUUUCAAUGUGCAUCCUGAAUGGAGGUGGGAUACGGUCACCCAUUGAUGAACAGAGCACUAAUGGUAGCAUUACUGUGGAAGAUUUGCUGUCUGUUUUGCCAUUUGGAGGUCGUUUUGAUUUGGUAAGGGUAAAAGGCUCCACUCUGAAAGAAGCUUUUGAACACAGCGUGCGCAGAUAUGGAAGAGGAAGCGGAGAGCUGCUGCAGGUUGGAGGCAUCCACGUGGUCUAUGAUCUCUCCAGAGCCCCAGGAAGCAGAGUUGUUAGCUUAGAAGUGCUUUGCACAGCCUGCCGCGUCCCAGCCUAUGUCCCGCUCCAGAUGGACGAAAUAUACAAUGUGACUCUUCCAUCCUAUAUGUUAUUUGGAGGGGACGGCUAUCAUAUGCUGAAGGACAAAAAUCUGGGAUACAGUAAAGGUGAACCUGAUAUUGAGGUUGUUUCCCGUUACCUCCAGAGAAUGAAGAGAGUUUACCCAGCAGUUGAAGGUCGAAUAAAGUUUUCCUCUGGAACUCUUACUGAAGCAAGUCUCACCCUGAUUUUUGUAUUGUUCACUGUCAUGUUCUUGCAUACUUGAUUUUUGCUCACAGUGGUUUUGUUUGGAGGAAGGCAAGAGGAGAGAUAAUAAUAAUGAAGGAAAAAGAUCACAGUUCUCUUACACCUUAAAUUGAGUGUUUAGGUUUCUGCACGUCAACAGUAAAUAGCACAAGAAAUUGUCUAUAACCUGGCACUGCGCUGAGUGAGUGGACAGAAUUCAUGACUUCUUUUAGUCUGGAUCAGCAGGUACCUGCAGUUCAGUUUGAGGUUUUAAGAAGUUUCAGUGAAUAUUAAUGCUCCAUCAUAAAACAACCACUGAUUUAAACAGGGAUACUUUUAACUUAACGCAUUCUUUUACCUGCUUUAGAUAGAGUUGAUUAAGAAUAUGAUUCCAGUAAUGUAAACAAGCUUCUAGAAAUGAGUUUAUUAUAGGUGUAUAUACCUUUCUUUGAUCUCCACUCAGGGUUAAAGCUUUCAAUCUAAUAAUUCUAUUUUCCUUCCGGUCAAAUUUAUCAUACCUACAGCAGUGUCUCAAGGAGCUGGAUUAAACUCUGUGUCACUAAAAGCAUGAGAUCCAUUUACAUACAAUUAAAAAAAAGUUUCUCCAUUUUAGUUUUGAAGAUGCAGCAUCUCACUUAUGUUUUCCAUUAAUAAAGGAUGCAAUGAAAGCUCGAUUCAAUUUUGAUUAAUUUUAACAGAUUGAGUGUAUCUACUUCACUAUUUAAUAUGACCAGCUUGGGGACUGUAUCUAGAGUGAGAACAAUCUGAUUAUGUUUCAUACAAAUAAAUAUGCUCAGUUUUACACCUUCUUCCAAGACCAAAGCACAGGACUCAUGACCAUUACUCUAUCAGCAACGUUCAGAGAGAAGGUCAGAUACACACACUGACUCCUGCAGCACUGUGGCAGCAUUUGGGAGUUGCUCAGUAAUGGGGCUUUUUACAGCAUAACCUGGCUUUAUCUUAACUGUGGUUCUAGCUCAAAAGUCUUGUCUCUUCUAUGGGGAGGCUGUGUUUAAAAAAAAUGCAGUUAUAAGACAUAGGCUAAUGAGUAUAAAAUCAGAAAUCAGCUUAAAUGCCGAGUUACAUUUCUGACACUUGAUCAAAAAAUGACUGCUCAUAAAUGAGUGCAAAUGAUGAUUAUUUUUCUAAGAUCACUCACAUCUGAAAUUCUGACAUCAACAUGUUUCCAUGUUUAUUGCUGUUUUAAACUGAUCAGUGUUUUGAAUAAACCUGCUUUGUUUUUCUGGAAAGCGCACUAUGCACUCACUUCUUAAAUUCACUACACCUGCACACUUGAAGGAGAUACAUUAAGGUAAGUAUUCAGUAUGCUUAAAUGUCAAUACUCCAUCAGUUUCCACAUAAAUUCAAGGGUUGUGCAUGAAAAGAUCUGGACUACACAGCUGCAUCAGCUAAGUUGUGUUAGAACAGGGAGACAAACUACUGAUCUUGACACACUAUUACUUGUAACACUAUUGCUGCUUUGUCAAUACCAGUCCCUAAAAUUACUAAUUUACAGAAUGGUCAUCCCCAAAUCAAGAUAAAGCCAGUAACAGAGUGCACUUACGGUCCGAGGUGUACCUGCAAGCCAGUUUUUACAGAGUUGUAACAACUCUUUUGGUACAUCCAGAGAGAUAAGUUUUACCUUCCUUUUGACAAACAGAAGGAAAAGGUAUGCAAAAAUAAUACAGCUAGAUAAUGCAAACUCUAUUGACAAAGAACACUGAUAGUGCAUUAAGUUGGCUUGUUUGUAAAUAAGAAGAAAGGAGGUGUUGUCUGUAAAGAAAAAUUGAGGAAUGACUAUUAAAUAUCUCUGUAUUGUUCUGUGAGUAGAACUUGUUGAAAAUCCACACAAGGAAAAUCCUUUUCAAAGUCUCUUUUAUAAAGGCUGAGCCAACAAAUUAAGAUUUACAGGAAAAAAUCUUCCACACAUUUCUAUACACUAAUAAAUUUUUAGAAAAUGUUACGAAGAGACAUCCUCUUUUCUAAGCCUGUAAAGAGGAUAUCCGAAGAAACCCAAACCCAGACAAGAAAAGUGCAGGAAAAUAAAGGCUAAGGUAAAAGUCAAAACCACUUUUCACACCCAUUAUUAUUUUAAGAGUGCUUUAAAGCUGAAGGUCAGAUAUUAAAUAAAUUACACACAUGAUUUUCCAUGCUUAUGGAAAGCAGAAGGCCAAAGAUAGUUCUGAGAUCAUUCGUAUACAACAGAUUCAAUCAUGUAAUUUAGUUUU
Messenger RNA from Athene cunicularia (burrowing owl), 3875 nucleotides. RefSeq names its product 5'-nucleotidase ecto (gene NT5E). Bases 428 to 1687 code for a protein of 419 amino acids. Gene Ontology annotation, molecular function: 5'-nucleotidase activity; metal ion binding; nucleotide binding. Gene Ontology annotation, cellular component: plasma membrane. The record is from RefSeq and is a predicted model, not a curated record. The transcript has 9 exons. Lineage: Eukaryota; Metazoa; Chordata; Aves; Strigiformes; Strigidae. Gene Ontology annotation, biological process: AMP catabolic process.